Stomoxys calcitrans (stable fly) is the source of this 3690-nucleotide messenger RNA. It is a transcript of the gene Sym, whose product is annotated as symplekin. NCBI's taxonomy places the organism in Eukaryota, Metazoa, Arthropoda, Insecta, Diptera, Muscidae. The transcript is spliced from 4 exons. The coding region runs from base 82 to 3600 and encodes 1172 amino acids. The record is from RefSeq and is a predicted model, not a curated record. Gene Ontology annotation, cellular component: mRNA cleavage and polyadenylation specificity factor complex.
GACAAUCGCUGACAGUUUUUAAUUUGUUGAAUUUUAGUAGUCCUAAUUUAAGUUGUAAGCGAUUCUUUGAAAAUUACUAAAAUGGAUUCCAUACUGGGAAGGCCGCAAUUCCUAAGCGAAACUGUUAAUUUGUUUACGGAUGAGAAAACCGCAGCGGCAAGAGCUAGAGUUGUGGAAUGGUUUAAUGAAAUGGCCACAGGUGAUGCCCAAGUAAAAUGUGAAUUACUGGUGAAGAUACAGGAAACCAUAAUUGGAUCUUGCGUUGAGUUGUUGGAAGAGUUUUUGGAAUCUAUUCUAUCGUUGGUACAUGACACCAACAUGGAAGUGCGCAAACAAGUUGUGGCAUUUAUGGAGCAAAUCUGCAAGGUGAAGGUGGAGUGUUUGGCGCAAAUCAUAAAUUUAGUAUCCAUGUUGUUGAGAGAUCGUUCACCACAAGUAAUAAAACGUGUCAUACAAGCCUGUGGCAGCAUUUAUAAAAAUGGCCUACAAUGGAUUUGUGCACAACAAGAAUUGACUGACAGCGGCGAGAAAGCUUGGAAUGUCCUUAGCCUGAUAAAGGCACAAAUAUUGGAUUUAAUUGACAACGACAAUGACGGCAUACGCACAAAUGCCAUUAAGUUCUUGGAAGGCGUUGUUGUACUACAAAGUUUUCCCGAUGAGGAUAGCCAAAAGAAGGAAAAUGACUUCUCUCUGGAGAACAUACCAGAAACAUUAAAAAUCAUUAAAAGACAAAAACUGGAAGAGGAGGCUUUAAAUAUUUUCGAUAUUUUGUUAAGAUUUCAUGGAGCAACACACAUUUCUUCGGUUAAUUUAAUAGCAUGCACCAGUAGUUUAUGCACCAUAGCUAAAAUGCGUCCUAGUCUUAUGGCUCCUGUGGUGGAGGCCUUUAAACACCUGAACUCCAACUUGCCGCCAACAUUGACCGAUUCGCAAGUCAGUUCGGUGAGGAAAAGUUUAAAAAUGCAAUUGAUAGCAUUGUUGAAGAAUAAAGGUUCCUAUGAAUACCAAUCGGCCAUUAAACAUAUGCUUUUGGAUUUGGGAGCUUCGCAGGGGGAAAUACAACGUUCCGUACCCAAGAUGGACAAACAGGAACAAUUGCGAAGACAAAAAAGGAUUUUGGAGAAUGCAACAAGUAAUUUGUCCAAGAAAAUGCGUUUAGGGCCGCAGCACGACCGUUUGGACGAUGCUGAAAAAUCUAAGGAACAAGAAAUGGUAAUCGAUGAGGAGGAAUUGGAAAAACAGAGACAAAAAUCAAACAAAGUUAAUGAGAAAUAUAUAGCGGAAAAUAUUAGAUCCACAGAGGUUGCUGUAAAUUUUGUGGUAGAUUUCUUGCCAAAAUUGCCGGAAAGCGCCCCCGAAGCAUUUCUCAGUGAAUAUGUGCCCAUUAAAGAUCUAUCUAUACCACAACAGGUUUCAAAAAUAUCCAAUUUAUUGGGGCAACAAAUGACCGAGCAGAAGAUUGGACCAGGAUCGGCGGCCUUCACCAAAGAACCUCCCAUGAAAGUAAAGGUGGUAGAAGCCUCAGCCGAAGAGGCCAUGGAUGUCGAUGCAACCCCUGCCUCGGUGGAUGAAGAACAAUUGCGUAAGGAGGAGGCCACCAAAAAGCUAAGGGAAAAUAUGGAGCGCGUCAAGGGAGAGCAGGAGCUCAUUGAACGCAUGAAACAAAAGGCCAAAGCUUUGAAACUGCAAGAGGUAACCAAACCCUUCUCCCGAGCUACUAAAGAGAAGUUCCUUAUGGAUUCCGUCAAACGGGUGCUGAGUGCCGAAAGGCAAUGUAUUGCUGGUGGCGUCUCGGCAAAGAGAAGAAAGUUGCUCACCAUUAUGGCUGCCACCUUUCCUGACAAUGUGAGAUAUUUCAUAUUCGACUUCAUUAUGCUGGAUAUAAAGCAGAGAAUAGAUUUGGCCUUCUCUUGGCUGUACGAGGAAUAUUGCUUGCUGCAAGGUUUCACUAGACAUUCCUAUGUGAAGUCCGAAAAUCGUCCCGAUCAUGCAUACAAUGAACUCUUGACCAAACUAGUAGAAGGCAUUAUAGGCAAAUGUGAAUUUCGCGACAAAGUUAUAUUAUUGAGAAGAGUAUUUAUGGAAGCUCCUUUGUUGCCCGAUGAGGCAUUGAAGAUAUUAUUGAGUGAGGUGCUGAAGGAGGAUUACGCGGCUCAUGGUCUGGAAUUGCUAAAAGAUUUGUGCAUAUUAAGACCACCAAGAAAAGCAAAAACUUUGAGGUAUUUGCUACACUUUUCUGUCCAUGAGAGAGACGAUAUAAGGGACAAGGCUUUGGAGCAUAUUGUGGACUUGUAUAAUACACAAAAAUUACUACCACCACGCAUUGAGGAAUUCGCCUUGGAGUGGUGCACAUUUUUAAAGAAGGAAAUACCUCCAGCCGUCAUCUUCGGCGAAGAGUAUGGCAGACCUGUUGUAGAGACCGGCUGGAGAGAAGAGAUUGCCAAAAUAUGUCUAACGGUAAUGCUGGCCCUGAUGCCACACAAACCAGAAUUGUUCUUGGACAAGCUUGUGCACAUUUAUACCAACACAUCGGCCGAUUUGAAAAGAACUAUGUUGAGAUCCAUAGAUGGGGCCAUCAAAGCACUGGGACCUGAGAAUGUGCUGCUUUUAAAGCUUAUCGAAGACUGCCCCAAGGGCUGCGAGACAUUGAUUAUACGCAUUAUCUAUAUAUUGACUGAAAGGCAGCCGGUACCACAGUUGGAAUUGGUACUUAGAGUACGCGAACUUUAUGCCAAUAAGAUUAAAGAUGUGCGUGUUUUGAUACCCAUUUUGGCCGGCCUCACCAAGCCGGAGAUAAUAAAAGCUUUGCCCAAGUUAAUCAAACUCAAUCAAGUGGUGGUUAAGGAGAUUUUUAAUCGCUUGCUGGGCAUAGGACCAGAAUUUUCCAAUCAAAUGAUGGCAACUAGUCCCGCCGAUGUCUUGGUGGCUCUGCACACCAUAGAUGUUAACGAGUGUGACCUAAAGUUUAUUGUCAAAGCCACCUCAAUGUGUCUGGCAGAAAAGGAGGUUUUCACUCAGGAUGUUUUGAUUGGUGUGCUGCAACAAUUGGUUGAAAUAGUACCAAUACCCACACUGUUGAUGCGUACAAUUAUACAAAGUUUGACCUUGUACCCUCGCCUGGGUAAUUUUGUAUUGAAUCUCUUGCAAAGACUAAUACACAAACAGGUGUGGCGACAUAAAGUCAUAUGGGAGGGUUUCUUGAAAUGUGUGCAGCGUUUAAAGCCCACUUCCUUGCCGGUGUUGUUGCACUUGCCUGCGCCCCAGUUGAAUUCGGCACUAGAACAAUGUCCCGAUCUGAGACAACCGCUUUUGGAAUAUGCCCAAAGCAUAGAGGAUGAGCCCAUGUCGGGAGUAACGCCACAGAUUAUGGAUAUAAUAACAGGCAAUGCGGUGGAUGUGUUUAUUACCGACGAUUCUGGUGGUUUUAUAUCCGUGGAAAACAUCAAGAAGGAAAUCGAGGAGCCCAUGGAAAUAUCGACAAUUUCCACCGUUUCCACUGUACCCGUUAUAAGCACCGUAGUGCCAGUAGCCCAACCGCCCGCUUCAGCUACAGCUAUGCUUCCUGACGCCAACCAACCUUUGCCUCCCGGGGAGGAAUAAUUUGUUUUUAAUGUCUUUAUAAUUUGUAUUUGAGUCUAUAAAAAGACCCUUCUGUUUCUAAUCACAAUAUAUGUAGUCUUAGAUUAUGUA